Juglans microcarpa x Juglans regia is the source of this 3069-nucleotide messenger RNA. RefSeq names its product serine/threonine-protein phosphatase 6 regulatory subunit 3-like. The transcript has 19 exons. Gene Ontology annotation, molecular function: protein phosphatase regulator activity; protein phosphatase binding. Bases 236 to 2791 code for a protein of 851 amino acids. The record is from RefSeq and is a predicted model, not a curated record. NCBI's taxonomy places the organism in Eukaryota, Viridiplantae, Streptophyta, Magnoliopsida, Fagales, Juglandaceae.
GGAAAUUCUGUACUUCAGCGGUUAAUUCCGUUCGCCUCCGACUUUUUGUCUGGCCAGCACCGCUCUGUCAGUACGCCCUCUCGCGAAAAAUUAGGGUUUCCAGCUCCAACCACAGCUCCCUUGAAUCUCGAGCUCUCCGCGUCUUUCCCUGACCUAGAUUUCCUCUUGUUUCUAGGGUUUACAGAUCUGCGCAGGUCUUGCUUCGAGCUCUGCUGAAUCCUCCCCUUUCUUCGACAUGUUUUGGAAGAUCUCAUCUCUCUCUACCUCCUCACCCGUGGAGUCAAUAUUAGACAAGGAGAACUUCACUUUGGAAGAGCUUCUGGAUGAAGAAGAAAUAAUUCAAGAAUGCAAAGCAUUAAACAGUCGGCUCAUUAACUUUCUCCGGGAUAGAGCCCAGGUGGAGCAGUUAUUACACUAUAUUGUUGAUGAAGCCCCAGAGGAUGCUGAAAGCAAACGAGUCUUCAAGUUCCCAUUCAUUUCAUGUGAGAUUUUCACAUGCGAAAUUGAUGUUAUUUUGAAGACUUUGGUGGAUGAAGAGGAGCUGAUGAACUUACUCUUCUCCUUCUUGGAACCUAAUCGUCCACGUAGCACUUUGUUGGCUGGGUACUUCAGCAAGGUCGUCAUAUGUAUUAUGAUACGGAAGACUGUCCCACUUAUGAAUUAUGUCCAAGCUCAUCAGGAUGUUUUUUGCCAUCUGGUUGAUUUGAUAGGAAUUACAUCUAUCAUGGAGGUUUUGGUUCGACUUGUAGGCGCCGAUGACCAUUUGUAUCCCAAUUAUGUAGAUGUGAUGCAAUGGUUGGCUGAAAGCAAUCUGCUGGAAAUGAUUGUGGAUAAACUCAGUCCGUCAAGUCCUCCUGAGGUGCAUGCUAAUGCGGCUGAAACACUGUGUGCUAUAACACGGAAUGCUUCAUCAGCUCUAGCCACAAAACUUUCUAGCCCAAGCUUUGUUGCAAGGAUAUUCGGUCAUGCAUUGGAAGAUUCACAAUCGAAAUCUUGCCUUGUGCACUCGCUUUCUGUCUGUAUUUCUUUGUUAGACCCAAAAAGAUCGACGUCAUCUGCUUUCAUGUUUCAUUCUUUUCGAAGUCAACAUAUGUAUGAGCCUCCAAUCUCUGCUAAACCCGAGACAAUAGGUGCAAUGCUCCCCAAACUUGGUGACCUGCUUGCACUUCUGAAUGUGUCAUCUCAUGAGAAGAUACUGCCUACUACAUAUGGAGAAUUGAGGCCUCCUCUUGGGAAGCAUCGUUUAAAGAUUGUGGAGUUCAUUGCGGUGCUAUUGAAAACUGCCAAUGAUGCUGCAGAGAAUGAAUUGGUCAGCACAGGAACCAUUCGACGAGUCAUUGAUCUUUUCUUUGAGUACCCAUACAAUAACUCGCUGCACCACCAUGUAGAGAGUAUUGUAUUCUCAUGUUUGGACAGCAAGAAUGAUAGCAUUGCCAAUCAUCUUCUUCGAGAGUGCAAUUUAAUUGGAAAGAUUCUCCAAACAGAUAAAGAACCCAUUCUUUCUGGCGACAGUAAUCAGCCAACAAUUCCUGCUGCUGGAAAGCGGGCACCUCGGGUAGGAAACAUUGGACACAUUAGGAGAAUUUCUAAUAAGCUUGUUCAGUUGGGAAACAGUCAGAGCCACAUUCAGGCGGGUCUUCAGGAAAAUAGUGAAUGGAGUGAAUGGCAAGCUACUGUUCUGCAUGAGUGCAAUGUGGUUGAAAACGUAUUCCGAUGGGCUUGUGGCCGUCCGACUGCCUUGCAAGAUAGGACAAGGGACAGUGAUGAUGAUGAUCUUCAUGAUAGAGAUUAUGAUGUAGCGGCUCUAGCAAACAAUUUAAGCCAGGCCUUUCGCUACAAAAUCUACGGAAAUGAAGAUGUGGAAGAGGAUCAUGGAGCUCUUGAUCGUGAUGAUGAGGACGUAUACUUCGAUGAUGAAUCUGCCGAAGUUGUAAUAUCAUCCUUGAGGCUAGGCGAUGACCAAGGGAGUAGUCUAUUCACGAAUUCCAACUGGUUUGCAUUCCAAGAUGACAGAAUUGGGAAUGCACCUGUUAGCACAUCGGAGAUUAUGGAUGGGAUAAACUUAAAUGGAACUGCAAAUGGUGGUAACAGCAGUGAUGACGAAGUGGUGGUUGGCGAGGAUGAGGAGUUGGCUGAAAGUAAAGACUCUGUCAAUGAGACAUCUAGUUCCAAUGCAAAAUUCCUGAAUGGGUUUAGUGGGAGUGGGUCUGUGAAUGGUGAAUUUUUGAAAAAGGAAAAUGAGAAGGCAAGUGCUUCUGAUGAUAUGGGCUUCUUCAGGUUCGAAACACCCGACAACGAGGAGUUGUUUGGAGAUAGGCCUUUACCUGAUUGGGUGGCAUGGGGCAAUUCAUCAGAUCUGCUAGUUGGUAGUUCUAGUGUGAAUCCCUUUGAGGAUCACUACAGUUCUGAUGUCGAUCCUUCUAGUCAAGCUCAGUUAGUGACUUCUGAUGGUAGUUCCCUUUCCAGUGGAGUUUCCGUACUUCCAAAUGGUUCUCCAGCCACAGCAAGCUCAAGUGAUAGCUCAGCGGGAAGUGAUUCAAGUCAGAGAUCUGCUGCUGUGCCCUCAUUGUUCGAAGAGGAUGUUGAGUUCGUAGGUGUCGAAUUGGAAGGUACCGAGAAGGCUAUGGAGCAGGCGCUCAAGGAGGGUAUAGUCGGGGAAGCAGGGGCAUUAAAGAGAAACAUUAAACAAAAGGUGCCAGAGGAGAAAUCCGAUGAGGGUGGACCUGGAAUGAAGGAGUUCAAUGAUGCUAAUUAUUGGAGGGUUGAUCAAGAGGUGGCUGUUUUGGAGUGAUUGUGGGUUGACUUUACUUAGACUGUUUCAAACUUAAACUCGGGGAUCCGACGACACCGAUCCCGGUUUUGGGUUUGCCAAGGGCCUAUGCAGCCAACAUAUGUACAGUAUAAUUUUGUUUCCACAUGGGGAUUGGAUGGUAGGUUGUGUCAUGGUUGUUAUUGUUGUUUAUUAGUUAUUUUUACUCUUCGUUUGUUUUAUCAUUCCAGGUUUUGUUUAUCAUUCCAUAUGGGGGGUUUUCCCAGAUCCAUCAUAAUCAUAUUUAUUCUUGCCAGAAA